This is a messenger RNA of Laetiporus sulphureus 93-53, 1856 nucleotides long. Its product is annotated as asparaginyl-tRNA synthetase. The transcript has 4 exons. Gene Ontology annotation, molecular function: ATP binding; asparagine-tRNA ligase activity; nucleic acid binding. The record is from RefSeq and is a predicted model, not a curated record. The coding region runs from base 237 to 1640 and encodes 467 amino acids. Gene Ontology annotation, biological process: asparaginyl-tRNA aminoacylation. Gene Ontology annotation, cellular component: mitochondrion. Lineage: Eukaryota; Fungi; Basidiomycota; Agaricomycetes; Polyporales; Laetiporaceae.
AAAAGAGGGAGCGUCGCCCCCUGCUAGUGUAUCAUACGUCCUUCUACUGCUGUUGUUUUUGGUCUGUACAUCGCAAUGCUCUCAUGUGAACCACGGAGCUCUUGAGAGCUUUGUCGCAUUUUUCAAUCUUCUCGACACGAUACACUGGUUUGUCCUCCGGCGAGGUCGCAGAACGUAUCCAAAACACGAACGAUAGACCGAGGUCAACGCGCAUUUCGUCAGUUGAACUGAAUGAGAUGGUUCUGCCUCGGCUAAGGCCCACCUUCUCGCUGCCUCCCACCGUCCGGCAGCUUCUUUCGUCCCAAAUUCCUUCUGGGUCGUCCGUGGAAGUGUCUGGUUGGGUCAAGUCAAUUCGAAAACAAAAGAACAUCGCCUUUGCAGUGAUUACCGACGGGAGUUUAGAGCAAGGACUACAGGCUGUCUUUCCUGAUGUUACCCAAGCCAAAGCUCUAACAAACGGAGUGAGCGUGCGCCUAGGCGGCACAAUCUCAGACAGCCCAGGGCGCGGGCAGGACAAGGAGCUGCAGGUCAGCUCCGUCGAGGUCGUAGGCGACUGCGACUCAGCGACAUAUCCCAUUCAAAAGAAAGCCUUGACGGUGGAGUACCUGCGCGACCACUGCCACUUCCGCGCCCGUACAGAUGCUAUCGCGUCCAUGCUCCGGCUACGAGACUCUGCAUCGCGCUCUUUGCACCAAUUUUUCGAGACGCACGGCUUCACCAACGUACACACGCCCAUCCUCACCUCGAACGACUGCGAAGGCGCAGGAGAGACCUUCCGCAUCGCGCCCACCUCCUCUCCCCUCACCUCCUCCUCACCCUCGCAUGUUCAGCCCGAGUUCUUCGGCCACCCCGCAUACCUGACCGUCUCCUCUCAGCUGCACCUCGAGGCGCUCGCCGCGUCGCUCUCGCGCGUGUACACCCUCUCUCCCUGCUUCCGCGCAGAGCGCUCCCAGACCAACCGGCACCUCGCCGAGUUCUGGAUGCUCGAGGCCGAGUGGGCGUUCACGCGUACCGUCGAUGAUAUCUGUGCGCUCGUCGAGGCUGCCGUGCGCACCACGCUCGCGGACUGCCGUGGCGCGUGUGAAGCUCUCGCGAAGCACAGCGAGCGGAAGGAGCUCCUGAACGAGCUUGAUAGCGCACAAGAAAGCGUAUGGGCCCGCAUCAGCUACACGGACGCGGUGAAGGAGCUGGAGGCGCACCACGCCGCUGCGCGCACGUUCGUGUUUGAGCCUGCGUUGGGCAAGGCGCUACAGAGCGAGCACGAACGCUGGCUCGCAGAGGAGGUCGUGCGCGGUCCCGUGUUUGUGACGGACUAUCCUGCGGAGCUCAAGCCGUUCUACAUGCGCGCGAACGAUGACGGCCAGACCGUAGCGUGUUUCGACCUACUCAUCCCACAUUUGGGCGAGCUGGUCGGGGGAUCUCUCCGCGAGGAGCGGUUGGAUCUCCUCGAACGUGCGCUGGAUCACCAUAAACUGUCGAGGGAGGAUUAUGAUUGGUAUGUGGAUUUGAGGAAGUUUGGAGGGGCGCCGCAUGGUGGGUUCGGUAUGGGAUUCGAGCGGUUGAUUAGCUGGAUGGGCGGGAUUGAUAAUGUACGAGAGUGUAUCGCGAUGCCGAGGUGGGCGGGGAGGAUGCUGCUAUAGCACGAUGCUUGCUUUAUUGAACGCGAUGGCCAGAUAGAGUCAACACAGUACAGCCAAUGUGCAUAUAUUGGUUGUAUGGGUUGACUGUAUACAACAUGAGUACAGACUAUACAAUACCAACACCAUGUAGAAGCUCCUCUGAGGAGUCGAGCAUGUAAUAAUCAUUAAGACCAGAUCCCGGCGACUACUCUCGUCCUCCACUUUCGUACCACAAGC